AUGGCAUUGGGAGACUUAAUGGUGUCUAGGUUCUCGCAAUCUUCAGUUUCUUUGGUCUCCAAUCACCGUUACGACGAGGACUGUGUAUCUAGUCACGGUGACGGUGAUUCGUCAAUCCCUUCACGGAGGAAGGAUUCUGAGGCUACGAGCAGUAGCUAUGGAAAUGGCACAACGGAUACAGCCGCCACUGCCACUAGCAUGGCAUACUUGCCUCAGACUAUUGUGCUCUGUGAGCUUAGACACGACGCAUCCGAGGCUUCCGCGCCCUUGGGGACUUCCGAGAGCUUAGUAUUGGUCCCAAAAUGGCGGCUUAAAGAGCGAAUGAAAACAGGAUGUGUAGCUCUAGUUCUGUGUUUGAACAUUACUGUUGAUCCGCCGGAUGUUAUAAAGAUAUCUCCAUGUGCUAGAAUCGAGGCUUGGAUAGACCCAUUUUCCAUGGCCCCGCCAAAAGCUCUUGAGACUAUUGGAAAAAAUUUGAGCACUCAGUAUGAGAGAUGGCAACCAAGGGCCCGCUAUAAGGUUCAAUUAGAUCCGACGGUAGAUGAGGUCCGGAAGCUGUGCUUGACUUGUCGAAAAUAUGCAAAGACCGAGAGAGUUCUAUUCCAUUAUAAUGGCCAUGGUGUGCCAAAGCCUACAGCUAAUGGUGAAAUUUGGGUAUUCAACAAGAGUUAUACGCAGUACAUUCCCUUGCCAAUCAGCGAGCUUGAUUCCUGGUUGAAGACUCCGUCCAUCUACGUUUUUGAUUGCUCUGCUGCUAGGAUGAUUCUUAAUGCCUUUGCUGAGCUUCAUGAUUGGGGAUCUUCUGGUUCUUCGGGAUCCUCAAGGGACUGCAUUCUACUUGCUGCUUGUGAUGUACACGAGACACUUCCUCAGAGCGUCGAAUUUCCAGCUGAUGUUUUUACUUCUUGCCUCACCACACCCAUUAAAAUGGCGUUGAAAUGGUUCUGCAGGCGUUCACUUCUGAAAGAAAUCAUCGAUGAAUCACUUAUUGACAGGAUUCCAGGCCGUCAAAAUGACCGUAAGACAUUGUUAGGGGAGUUGAACUGGAUUUUCACAGCAGUGACGGAUACAAUUGCAUGGAAUGUGCUUCCUCAUGAACUUUUCCAGAGAUUAUUCAGACAGGAUUUGUUGGUCGCUAGCCUUUUCAGAAAUUUCUUACUUGCUGAGAGAAUAAUGCGGUCCGCAAAUUGUAAUCCAAUAUCUCACCCUAUGCUGCCUCCUACGCAUCAACAUCAUAUGUGGGAUGCAUGGGACAUGGCUGCUGAAAUCUGUCUUUCUCACCUUCCCCAACUUGUUCUGGACCCAAACGCAGAGUUCCAGCCAAGUCCAUUUUUUACUGAGCAAUUGACAGCUUUUGAGGUGUGGCUUGAUCAUGGAUCUGAGCAUAAGAAACCACCAGAACAGUUGCCUAUCGUUCUUCAGGUGUUACUUAGCCAGUGCCAUCGAUUUCGUGCUCUUGUACUUCUUGGGAGAUUUCUUGAUAUGGGUUCAUGGGCUGUGGAUCUGGCUUUGUCUGUUGGAAUAUUCCCGUAUGUGCUGAAGCUUCUGCAAACAACAACGAAUGAGCUAAGACAGAUCCUUGUUUUCAUAUGGACAAAAAUUCUUGCACUUGAUAAGUCAUGUCAAAUUGAUCUUGUGAAGGAUGGGGGGCAUACAUAUUUCAUAAGAUUUCUAGAUAGCUCGGGUGCAUUUCCAGAACAACGGGCUAUGGCUGCUUUUGUUCUGGCUGUCAUUGUGGACGGACACCGACGAGGCCAGGAGGCAUGUCUUGAAGCUAAUUUAAUUGGUGUUUGUCUGGGGCACCUUGAAGCAUCCAGACCAAGUGAGCCACAGCCAGAACCACUGUUUCUACAAUGGCUUUGUCUUUGUCUUGGAAAGUUGUGGGAAGAUUUUAUGGAGGCCCAAAUAAUGGGUAGGGAAGCCAAUGCUUUUGAAAAGUUGGCACCUCUGCUUUCCGAGCCCCAACCUGAGGUAAGGGCUGCUGCUGUUUUUGCCCUGGGAACCUUACUUGAUAUUGGGUUUGACUCUAGUAAAAGUGUUGUGGAGGAUGAAUUUGAUGAUGAUGAAAAGAUUAGAGCUGAAGAUGCUAUCAUUAAAAGUCUCUUAGAUGUAGUUUCAGAUGGGAGUCCACUUGUCCGAGCAGAGGUUGCUGUAGCUCUUGCACGUUUUGCGUUUGGCCACAAACAGCACCUAAAGUUAGCCGCAGCUUCAUAUUGGAAGCCUCAGUCAAGUUCUUUGCUUACGUCACUCCCUUCAAUAGCUAAAUUCCACGAUGCUGGGAGUGCAACAAUUGUUUCUUUACACAUGAGUCCUCUGACUAGAGCUAGCACUGAUAGCCAACCAGUGGCUCGUGAGUCGAGGAUCUCAAGCAGCCCUCUUGGCUCUUCUAGUCUAAUGCAUGGAUCUCCAUUAUCUGAUGAUUCUUCCUUACAUUCUGAUUCUGGAAUCAUGCAUGACAGCAUCAGCAAUGGAGCUGUCCAUCAGCAAAGAAUUUUGGAUAAUGCUGUUUAUUCGCAGUGUGUCCGAGCUAUGUUUGCAUUAGCUAAAGAUCCAUCUCCACGUAUUGCAAGUCUUGGGCGGCGUGUGCUUUCUAUUAUUGGAAUCGAACAAGUUGUUGCGAAACCCUCGAAGCCCACUGGCCGACCAGGUGAAGCUGCAACGACAUCUCACACUCCUCUUGCUGGCCUAGCUCGCUCAUCAUCAUGGUUUGAUAUGCAUGCAGGUAAUCUGCCCUUGAGUUUUAGGACUCCUCCGGUCAGUCCUCCUAGAACAAACUAUCUAAGUGGACUGAGGAGAGUUUGUUCGUUAGAGUUCAGGCCUCAUCUGUUGGGUUCACCAGACUCAGGAUUGGCUGAUCCGCUUUUAGGUGCCAGUGGAUCUGAAAGGAGUUUGCUUCCACUAUCAUCUAUCUACAACUGGAGUUGUGGCCACUUUUCUAAACCACUUCUUGGUGGAACGGAUGCUAGUCAAGAGAUAGUUGCCAAAAGAGAAGAGAACGAAAAAUUCGCAAUUGAGCAUAUUGCAAAAUGCCAGCACUCUUCUAUUAGCAAGCUCAACAAUAAUCCUAUUGCCAACUGGGAUACGAGGUUUGAAACGGGAACAAAAACAGCCCUCCUUCACCCAUUCUCUCCUAUUGUAGUUGCUGCAGACGAGAAUGAACGGAUCAGAGUAUGGAACUAUGAGGAAGCAACUCUUCUCAACGGUUUUGACAAUCAUGAUUUUCCUGACAAAGGAAUUUCAAAGCUCUGCCUCAUCAAUGAACUUGACGACUCUCUGCUACUUGUUGCGUCAUGUGAUGGAUCGGUCCGGAUAUGGAAAAACUAUGCAACAAAGGGUAAACAAAAGCUUGUUACUGGGUUUUCUUCAAUCCAGGGUCAGAAGCCUGGUGCACGUGACUUGAACGCUGUCGUGGACUGGCAACAACAGUCUGGUUACCUGUAUGCUUCUGGGGAGGUGUCAACAGUCACACUUUGGGACAUGGAGAAAGAACAGCUUGCCAGAUCCAUUGCAUCUGAGUCAGAGUGCGGAGUUACAGCACUUUCGGCUUCUCAAGUGCACGGAGGUCAACUUGCUGCUGGUUUUGCUGAUGGUUCUUUGAGACUUUAUGAUGUUCGGUCACCUGAACCGCUUGUCUGCGCGACUCGGCCUCAUCAGAAAGUUGAAAGAGUUGUUGGACUCAGUUUUCAGCCUGGACUUGAUCCCGCAAAGGUGGUGAGUGCAUCACAGGCCGGUGACAUACAGUUCCUUGACCUUAGAACAACAAGGGACACAUACCUGACGAUUGAUGCACACAGGGGUUCACUCACAGCCUUAGCUGUUCACAGACACGCUCCUAUCAUCGCGAGCGGAUCUGCAAAACAACUCAUUAAAGUAUUUAGCCUUCAGGGAGAACAACUAGGGAUAAUCCGCUACUACCCGUCCUUCAUGGCACAGAAGAUUGGUUCAGUGAGUUGCCUCACGUUUCAUCCGUACCAGGUUCUGCUUGCAGCUGGAGCUGCUGACUCAUUUGUCUCUGUAUACACCCACGACAACUCGCAAGCAAGAUGA
This is a messenger RNA of Arabis nemorensis, 4047 nucleotides long. The record is from the annotation of a GenBank genome assembly. NCBI's taxonomy places the organism in Eukaryota, Viridiplantae, Streptophyta, Magnoliopsida, Brassicales, Brassicaceae.